This is a messenger RNA of Aegilops tauschii subsp. strangulata, 2989 nucleotides long. The record is from RefSeq and is a predicted model, not a curated record. NCBI's taxonomy places the organism in Eukaryota, Viridiplantae, Streptophyta, Magnoliopsida, Poales, Poaceae.
CCCCGCAAAACCCUAACGAGCGGCGAGCCGCCUCUCUCUCUGAGCAUCAUUCACCCUCGCCCCCCAAUCCCGCCGCGCGCGCCCCCAUCGCGGCCGCCCCCGAGCUCCCACCCCGGAACCUUCUAGAACGCGCGGAUCGCCGGAGCAGCCAGCCAGCCGGCCGGCGCGCGGCCACCGCCGCCACCGACGCGCGCAUGGAGAAGCUCCGCAUCCACCACUGCGGCGGCCGCGCGGUCGCCUGGACGCCCUCCCCCAUCGUCGCCCUCGCCACCUCCCCAUGCGCCUCCCAGGUCGCCGCCGCGCGAGCGCCGCGCCGCGCCGAGGUUUCUGCCAGCGACCCCGGGAUUUCGCCGUGACCUGAUUUUCGGUUUCUGUGGCCGCAGACUAUACAGGGAGGCGCGGAGUCGAGGGUCACAUCGCUUGUGUGGGUGCCGAAUGGCGCAGGGGGCCGUCUGCUCUCUUCCAGCGUUGAUGGGUCGGUGGCUGAAUGGGAUCUCUUCCACCUGCAGCAAAAGACUGUCCUAGAUACUGUUGGGGUACCGGUCUGGCAGAUGGCCAUGGAGCCUACCGAUGAUCAAUUGAUUUCUGGAAAUAAAAGCUCAGGAUGUGCUGCAAAUGGCCAUGCGAAUCAUAAUGGAUCUACCGACUCUGAAUUAAGUUAUGUUGAUGAUGGUCAGAGCUCUGAUGAUGAAGAUGAUUCUGCAAAGACAAGCUCUUCGUAUCGUGUGAAUGAAUUUCCGCGUUUGGCUCUGGCAUGUGACGAUGGUUCUGUACGCUUGUAUAAUGUGCCUGAAUCUGGCCCACUGACCUACUAUAGAUCUCUUCCAAGAGUGAGCGGACGAGUUUUGAGUGUGACAUGGAGUAAUAAUGCCAAAUUCAUAUUUUCGGGAAGUAGCGAUGGAUUAAUCAGAUGCUGGGAUUCAACAAUUUUCCAUGAAAAGUAUCGCAUCACUGCUGGAUUAGGCGGUGCUGGUAGUGGAAGUGAAUUUUGUAUAUGGUCAUUACUAUUUCUAAGGUGCGGAACCCUUGUUAGCGGAGAUAGUUCUGGGAGCGUUCAAUUUUGGGAUAACCGCCAUGGAACUCUUCUGCAAGCCCACACUUACCAUAAAGGCGAUGUUAAUGCACUAGCAACUGUGCCUAGUCAGAACCGGGUAUUUUCUGCAGGAUCUGAUGGGCAGGUAAUUUUGUACAAGGCAUCGAAAGAUGAGUUCAGUGCUCAUAACGAGAAGGUGGCUGAAGAGCAAAUGCACAAGUGGGUCUAUGUGGGAUAUGUCAGGGCCCAUUCUCAUGAUGUAAGGGCAUUGACUAUGGCCGUACCAAUAUGCAAAGAAGAUGCUGUACCAGAGGAAAAGGUGGUAAAGGCUCGCCGCAAGGAUGAAUUCAGUUACCGCAAGUGGGCACAUCUGGGUGUACCGAUGCUCAUUUCUGGUGGGGACGACACCAAGCUGUUUGCUUAUUCUGCACGGGAGUUCACUCUAUAUUCACCACAUAACUUUUGCCCUGCACCUCAACGUCCAUUGAUAAAUCUAGCAAGAGAUUGCACAGUUAAUGGAGACUCUGUGAUGCUUGUCCAGUCUGUUAAUUGCUUGGACGUUCUACUUGUGUCAGUUAAGAACAAACUGACUCCAAGUACAUCGUCCGGGGGAGAUGCUACGAUACGACAAGUUAUUCAUCUUAAAAGCAAGGGGUCUAGAAAAAUAAUAGCAAGUGCUGUCUCUACCAAUGGAAUGCUAUUUGCCUAUUCGGAUUGUGUAAAGCCCUGCCUUUUCGCACUAAGGCACAAGGGCGGAAAGAAGUUCUCUCUAGACAAAAUAGAGUUGCCAAAGGGAAUAUCAUGCUCUCAGAGCAUGAUGUUCACUGAUGAUUCAUCCAGUCUGGUUCUAUCUUGCAAUGAUGGGAAAAUUUAUGUUGUGGAUAUUGCGUCAAGAAAAAUUUCAAAUAUAUUUCGCCCUACAAGUAAGAUAGAUGGAACAAAAACUUCCAAAGAACCACCUGUCACAAAAAUGUUUGUGAGUGCUGAUGGGCAGUGGGUGGCUGCAGCUAACUGCUUUGGGGAUGUCUACAUAUUUAACCUUGAGGUCCAGAGGCAACACUGGUUCAUACCGAGAAUGAAUGGUGGCUCGGUUACAUCUGGUGGCUUUUGUCCCAAGAACAAUGCCCUUGUCAUGACUACCUCUAAAAAUGAGGUAUAUGUAUUUGAUGUGGAAGCCAAAGAACUGGGCGAAUGGUCUAAGCGUCAUACACAGCAAUUACCCACAAGAUUCCAAGACUUUCCUGGAGAGGUCAUUGGCCUCUCAUUUCAUAAAAUGAGCCCAUUUUCAGUCAUGGUAUACAGUGCCAGGGCAAUGUGCGUUAUUGAUUUUGGAUUGCCAGUUGUUCAGGAUGUCCAAUUGUCAACAUCAGAAAAGACAGACUCACAAAAGGCUGCGAAAACAAAGGUUAAGCGGAAACAUCGUGACGAAGAUUUGAAACAAGAGAAAAGGAGCAACUUCACCUUCUUUGCAUUUAAAGAUCCGGUGCUGUUUGCUGGCCACCUACUGGACAGUUCAAUUCUGGUAGUAGAAAAGCAAUGGAUGGAUGUCGUCCAAGGAUUCGGCCCACCGGUCCACAGACACAUAUACGGGACAUGAUCCAUCCAUCCAUAGUAGCGUUUGAACUUGUGGCCCUCGUAACAGGCAGGCAGCCCAUUCUUUUUCGUCACCGCCAUGAAAUGUUUCCAACCCCAAGCAAGUUGUCUGGCAUGACACUCCCAAGAUGUAGCAGCACAUAAUGUCUGCUAUUAUCAUCUGGCGCGAUAGCAGUCUGGGUCAAUUUCUCUUUGGUGGCUUUUGUUUCUUGAGUAGCCUCGUUGUAUUCUUUUUCUUCACUGAAGUAUGUUAGUGGACCCUUCACAGCGCCAGUUUUGUCAUACCGUGUCAAAAUGCGCAAAUUUUGUCAUAUGUAAACAAUGUAUCAUCUACUGUUAUGUCAACAUAUCUCGUUUGUCCAA